AAAAAAGAAAAGAGAGAGAGAGAGAGAAAGAAAUAUCCGGUUUUGAAGGGCGGAUUGGUGGUGCUAUUUGAAUCAUCGCUUUUUCAUUGAUCAAAAAACCCUCUCCUUCCCCAAACCCAAACCCUUGGCGGCUGACCCCCCAAGUUCCCCCGCGCCUUCCUUUCUCCCCUCUUUCUAUCCCCUAGGGUUUUUCUCUCUCCUCCAGAACUCCCGCGCCUUAUCCCCCUCUUUAACGUUUUAGGGAACAGGAGUACUCCCCUCCCUUGCUUAUCUCCUCCGAAGGUCGGAUCAUGGCAGCUGCUGCCCCACCUGCAGAUCAAGCUGCGGAUUUACUGCAGAAAUUGUCAUUAGAUUCUCAGCCCAAGACUCUUGAAGUUCCUGAGGCCACCAAGAAGGCUUCUGCUAUACCAUUUGGAUCAGUUGAUGCUGCUGAUGUGCCAAAUGGUCAAAUUCCAUUAGAGAGGUCUAUAACUCCUCUACUUCAGGACUUCGUGGAUCCAACAAUGUGCUAUCUUCCUAAUGGAUAUCCAUCUACUGCAUAUUAUUAUGGGGGUUAUGAUGGACCUAUUAACGAGUGGGAUGACUACUCUAGAUAUGUAAAUCCAGAUGGAGUGGAGAUGUCCCCUGGAGUUUAUGGGGAAAAUGGAUCACUCAUGUAUCACCAUGGUUAUGGAUAUGCACCUUAUGGACCAUACUCCCCAGCAGGUUCUCCGGUGCCUACAAUGGGACAUGAUGGUCAGCUGUAUGGACCCCAACACUACCAGUAUCCUGCCCCUUAUUAUCAGCCACCAACCCCCCCUAGUGGGCCUUACACUCCUAACCAGCCCACUGUUCCUCAAGGGGAUGUUUCCACGUCUGUUGCUUCUGAGCAGGUGCCUUUGCCAGUAGAAACAGCCAAAGGAAAUAGUAAUGGAAUUGUGAAUGGGAAUGUAGAUGGAAAUAAUACAUCUGGGCCAUUAAGACCCAGCUACCAAAAUUCGUCUUUGAAUUCCAAUGGGUCAUAUUUGAGAGGUGUCUUGCCAGGUGGCAUCCCUGCUUCUGGUUAUCAGGACCCUAGAUUUUGUUUCGAUGGUAUGCGAUCAGCUGCUCCAUGGUUGGAUAGCCCAAUUUUUUCGGAUGGGCAACCUAGACCUGUUACAAGCAGUUCUGUUUCUUCAACUGUAUCGCAUAUCAGUAAUGGUCCUUCUGGGAGGAAUUCGAAUCUUCGCCCUGUUCCUCAUCUUAUGGGUUUGCACCACCCGAGACCCACGUCUGGCAUGAACCCUGCUCCUGGAUUCAUGAAUAGGAUGUACCCAAACAACAGGAUGUAUGGAAGUAAUACUGUUAGAGGUGGUCCAGGUUUUGGAUCAAAUGGUUAUGACUCCAGGGCAAAUGGGCGUGGGUGGUUGGCUGUUGAUAGCAAAUACAAAAACAGAGGGCGUGGAAAUGGUUUCUUUGGCUAUGGAAAUGAGAACAUGGAUGGUUUGAAUGAAUUGAACAGGGGCCCAAGAGCCAAAAGCUUUAAGAAUCAGAAAGGGUUCGUACCUAUCACAUUAGCAGUUAAGGGACAAAACCUCCCAUCAAAUGUGACUGAUAUUGAGAAGGACAAGGAAAAUUCUAGUUUGAUUGCAGAUGGCGAACAGUACAAUCGGGCACACUUCCCGGAGAAGCAUUCAAAUGCAAAGUUCUUUAUUAUUAAAUCAUAUAGCGAGGAUGAUGUACACAAGAGCAUAAAGUAUGGUGUGUGGGCUAGCACACCCAAUGGCAACAAGAAGUUGGAUGCUGGCUACCAGGAGGCACAGGAGAAGUCUGGUGGCUGUCCGUUAUUCUUGUUCUUCUCGGUCAAUACCAGUGGACAGUUCGUUGGACUUGCAGAGAUGGUAGGUCCAGUUGAUUUCAACAAGAAUGUGGAGCACUGGCAACAAGACAAGUGGAAUGGUUGUUUCCCUGUGAAGUGGCAUAUUGUAAAGGAUGUACCCAACGGAUUGUUGAAGCACAUCACCCUCGAAAACAAUGAGAACAAGCCUGUCACUAACAGUAGGGACACUCAGGAGGUCAAGUUCGAGCAGGGGCUUCAAAUGCUCAAGAUAUUCAAGGAUCAUUCUAGCAAGACUUGCAUCCUGGAUGAUUUUGGGUUCUAUGAGGCUCGGCAAAAGACAAUGCAGGAAAAAAGGGCUAAGCAACAGCAGUUUCAGAAACAGGUUUGGGAUGGGAAGUCCACUCAUAUUUCUCUCUGUGAUGAAAAAGAUAAAGAAAUGGCUAAUGGAAAACCUAGACUACAAAAAUCUUUGGAGGUGGUCUCAGCUAUGCCUAAGGAGCCGGUGGUGGGCGCUGCUUCAGCAGUUAUUCAGUCAAAUGGUGAACACAAGAUAUCUGAAGAGAAUGAGUCAGUUGCCGGAGCUGGAGAUGCCCCAAAGGGUGCUAAACCAGCUGUGACAGAGAAAAGGGUUGUAGCUAAUGGGGUGGCAAAUGGAUGCUAGUUAUCCAUGGAAUUAAUUCUCUCACCAAAGUGGUAUGUAGUUUGUGGGGUUGCUUACGAGAGUGGGUAAGAAGUUUUGCUGACCUAGAUUUAGCAUUCAGAAGCAAACACUGCCCCGACAUCCCAAGAUUAGGGUCUCCAAGUUGAUCUGGCCUACUAGAAGACAAUAAAAUGUAGAUGAGAGAUGGAAAUGCCUCCUUAGAUUUUUCCUAGUUAUAGGGAGGCAGGUUCAAUAUCAUCUCAGGAUCUCUGAAUAUUUGAGUCUUUCUUCUCUGCCAUUUUGUUUUUUACCGUUAUGACCUCUUCCUGUGGCUUUAGGAUUUGAUGGGUUUGGUUUUAUAGGUGGUGGGUAGCUCUCCUAACAGUAUUUCUCUCGGGGUUUUGGUAUUUUUACUUUUGCCCUUUUCUUUUUUCUUUUUUAAAUGUUCUUUCCCUCAAUUUACCCUUUUUCUUUGGUUUUUCAUCAUGUAAAUCUGCUUUGUAUCUGUAGAAGGACCAGUUAUCAGGUGGCAUAGUUCAAUAGAGUUGGAAGAGCAUGAAGAGUUUAUGUUUUUACUUUUUUCGUUCAACAAAGACUAGUUAGUUCAACGUUCUUUGGUUUUUUGGCUAA
Molecule: messenger RNA, 3068 nt
Organism: Macadamia integrifolia
Lineage: Eukaryota; Viridiplantae; Streptophyta; Magnoliopsida; Proteales; Proteaceae
Product: YTH domain-containing protein ECT4-like
Exons: 9
Coding region: 291-2459 (722 amino acids)
Biological process (GO): mRNA destabilization
Cellular component (GO): cytoplasm
Molecular function (GO): mRNA binding
Source: RefSeq, a predicted model, not a curated record